Molecule: messenger RNA, 3132 nt
Organism: Vigna radiata var. radiata (mung bean)
Lineage: Eukaryota; Viridiplantae; Streptophyta; Magnoliopsida; Fabales; Fabaceae
Exons: 2
Coding region: 1-3132 (1043 amino acids)
Molecular function (GO): nucleic acid binding
Source: RefSeq, a predicted model, not a curated record
AUGACAAAGAAGGAUAAUGAAACCUUCAAAGAGUAUGCCCAACGAUGGAGGGAGUUGGCUGCGCAAGUUGAGCCACCGCUGUUUGAUAAAGAGAUGGUGUCGAUGUUCGUAAACACACUCCAGCCGCCAUUUUAUGAGCAUAUGGUUGGGAAUGUAUCUGUCAAUUUUGCUGACACCAUCAUCAUUGGUGAGAGGAUAGAAAUUGGAUUGAAAAACGGAAAGAUAGCAUAUGGCCCACCUGCGGCUACAAGUUACAAAAAGCCCAGCUUCAAUCAGGGGAAGAAGAAAGAGGGAGAGGUACAUGCUGCAUCGGCAAUGCCUGUGUGGAGAGGAAGAGCUCCCAAUCCUAAUUAUCGACCAUACUUAUACCCACCUCCUUAUGCUGCUAACGCCUCGUUUGCACAUCAAACUAGGCCUCAACAACAACAAGCGUAUUAUCCACCGCCGCGUAUUCCAACCGAAGCUUCAAGACUGGCCGCAAACAUGGGCCCAAAUCUGAAUAUGGGACAAAACAACAACCCAAGGAGAAAUCAAUUUGUUAGGUUCACCCCAAUUCCUAUGACUUACACUGAAUUGUUACCUAACCUAGUCAAGAAGGGUCUGGUCGCCAUUUGCCCGAUGAAGCCUGUACAGCCGCCAUACCCUAGGGGUUAUGAUGCAAAUGCCAGGUGUAGUUAUCAUGCGGGUGGCGUUGGUCACUCGACCGAAGGAUGCAUGGCUCCUAAAUACAAAGUUCAGGCUCUGAUAGACUCGGGUUGGUUAAAGUUUCAAGAGGACCAGCCCAGCGUCGAUACUAAUCCAUUGUCCGGGCACGGAAGUUCCUCAACGAAUGUCAUCGAAGUUGAAAACCACGAUCUGAUAAGAGAUGUAGGCGAAAUCAGAAGUUCUAGGAGAUUUAUCUUUGAAGCUUUGUUGAAGAAGGGCCUAGUGAAAGGCGACUAUGAUCUGGGUAUAGCGUGCGCACUCCAUCCGGAGGCCGGACACUCUUUUGAGGAAUGUAGGGAAUUCGAGAUCUUUCUACAAGACUUACUUGAUAAAAAUCUGAUGAAAGUGUACCGCAAGGUCAGAGAGGAAGAAGUAUUUGCACAAACUGGUGGAGAAUCUGAUGUGACUCUACCCGAACAUUUGGUGAUCCAUUUCACUAGGACCACCCCUGCACUGGUAACUGAAGGAAAUCCGUCUAUUGUCAUCCGAGUGCCAACUCCCUUCCCUUAUAAGAACGAGAAAGCCGUCCCAUGGAGGUAUGAGGCAACUGCAUUAGAUGAAGGAAAGGAUGCAAAUCCGACUGUGGAAAACAUAUCAGGCAUUGGUGGAAUGACCAGAAGUGGUCGAAUCUUUACACCACCAGAAUUGGCGAGAGAAAGAGCCAAUGAUAGGGAAGCAACAAUGGCUGCAAAAGCAAAGGAGUUCUUGAAGGGGAAGAACGUGGAGGCUGAAGAAACCCCCAACAAAGAGGAGAAGAAGGAAAUAUCCGAAGAAGAGGCUGGUGAAUUCCUAAAGUUCAUACAACAGAGUGAGUACAAAGUGGUGGAACAAUUGAACCGCAUGCCUGCCCGGAUCUCCUUGCUAGAAUUACUCAUGCAUUCUGCCUCCCACCGAAAGUUAUUGAUGAAGAUACUCAGUGAGGCUCAUGUGGAGCAAGGUAUUUCUCUGAACAAGUUCGAGGGCAUUGUUGGCAACAUCGUUGCUAAUAAUUACCUCACCUUCACUGAUGAAGAGAUACCUGUUGAAGGAAGAGGUCAUAACAAAGCCCUUCAUGUCUCUGUGAAAUGCCUGGAUCAUGUGAUAGCACGUGUCUUAGUGGAUAAUGGAUCCUCCCUGAACGUCAUGCCAAAAGCAACCUUGGAGAAGCUACCCAGUGACGGAAUGCAUAUGAAGCCGAGCUCUAUGAUUGUGAGAGCCUUUGAUGGUAGUAAAAGGGAAGUGAUGGGAGAGGUAGAACUACCAGUCCAGGUCGGUCUGUGUGUCUUUCAAGUGACAUUCCAAGUCAUGGACAUCCUCCCUGCCUAUAGUUGUCUGUUGGGUCGCCCAUGGAUCCAUUCUGCGGGGGUUGUGCCUUCUACAUUACACCAAAAGCUGAAGUAUGUUAUGGGAGAUAAGCUGGUGAUAGUGCCAGGAGAGGAGGAUUUCCUAGUGAGUGGACCAUCAUCCACCCGUUAUAUUGAAGCAGCUGAGGAAGCUCUCGAGACAGCUUUCCAAUCUCUGGAGAUCGUGGGAAAUACCUAUGUGGAGCCAUUCGCGGUCAACCCGCAUCUGUCGCGUGCUUCUAUCAUGAUGGCCAAGGUCAUGCUGAAAGAAGGUUAUAUGCAUGGGAAAGGUUUGGGCAAGUAUGGACAGGGGCGAGCAUUCCCUCUAGAGGUCGUCGAGAACAAGAAUAGGUAUGGCCUGGGAUACAAGCCCACCAAGGAGGACAGGAGAAGGCUGAUAGAAGAAAAGAGAGAGCGCAGUCUGACUCGGGUGGAAAGACGGGAGCCCAAGGUGGGAAGAAUUCGUAUCUGUGACCUGAAGGAGAGCUUUCCCAGCGUUGGUUGGGUUAAUGCUGGCCACAUAGCAGCAGUGGGAGAUGAAGAUGGAUCGGAAGGCUCCAGUUUCGUGUGGGCCUGCUCCCCGGAUGCACGACUCGACAACUGGAAGAUGUUGGAUUUGCCCGUGAUGCUUAAUUUGAAUGAGAUAUAUGACAAUGAGUGUUUUGAAAAUAAUUAUGUCGAUAUUCCUGAUUUUGGGCGCCCUGUCAAUAAUACGGAAGAUGAUUGUGAUGAUGACCUGGAACCCCCUCUUGAACUGUUAAGACUAGUGGAACAAGAGUGUAAGGAGAUAAAACCUCACCAGGAAGAUGUUGAAGUACUCAAUCUGGGGGAUGAGGAUGAGGUAAUGGAGGUGAAGAUCGGUACAACCAUGAAGGCAGAAGUGAAAGAAAAAUUAUGUGUCUUAUUGAGGGAGUUCAGGGACGUGUUUGCUUGGUCUUACAAUGACAUGCCAGGCCUCGAUACAGAUAUUGUGCAGCACAGGCUCCCACUUAAGCCGGAGUGCCCACCGGUAAAGCAAAAGCUAAGAAGAAUGAAACCAGAAAUGUCCUUGAAGAUCAAAGAGGAGGUACAGAAGCAAUUCGAUGCAGGGUUUUUCAUGAUAUGA